This is a messenger RNA of Pectinophora gossypiella (pink bollworm), 5703 nucleotides long. RefSeq lists its product as uncharacterized. Gene Ontology annotation, molecular function: nucleic acid binding. The record is from RefSeq and is a predicted model, not a curated record. Gene Ontology annotation, biological process: DNA integration. The coding region runs from base 1 to 4284 and encodes 1427 amino acids. NCBI's taxonomy places the organism in Eukaryota, Metazoa, Arthropoda, Insecta, Lepidoptera, Gelechiidae. The transcript has 2 exons.
AUGAGUAACGAUGAUAGUAUGUCGGUUACUGGAGACAGGAACCGCAUUGCUCGGGAUUAUGCAUUUGCCCGUAUCGAAAGUAUGGAAAACACGGACUUGGUAGGAUAUACUUUACAGGACGUGAAAGAAAUUACGGAUGAGUUUCACAGAGCACAGAUAGAAGUAUUGGCGUCAGUUUCGAAAGAACAUAGACCAGGCGAGUUAAAUUUUUCGGCUCAGUUUGAAACAAAAGUGAGGUCAAUAAAGUAUCGUAUGUUGAAGAAGUCGCAAGCUGAUAUAAAACCUUCAGUUUCAGUUUCGGAUAAUCAGUGCUUAAGUGUAAAGCUGCCUAAAAUAAACAUAACGCCUUUUGAUGGAAGGAUUGAAAAUUGGAUUUCUUUUAAACAGCUUUAUGACUCACUUAUUCAUAAUAGGGAAAUUCCAGCAGUGGAAAAGCUACAUUAUUUAUUGACCUAUGUUCGAGGAUGUGCAUUGGAUUUAAUAAAGAAUUAUCCAAUUUCAGAUGAGAAUUAUUUAAAUGCAUACAAUGUUUUGAAAAAUCAUUAUGAACGUAAAAGAGUGUUAGCGUCAAUAUUCUAUGAAAAAUUAUUACACUGUGAAUCUGUGAAGUCUAAAAGUAGUACAGAAUUAAAUAGAGUUUUUCGUACUUUUAAAGAAAAUAUUGAAAUUUUAGACAAAUACCAGUUACCAGAUAGGAAUUUUAUGCUGUUCCAUUUGUUAUGGUCCAAGCUUGAUGUAGCUACUAGAGAGGCUUUCGAGUUACAAUUAGAGUCUGAUGUUGAUAUUCCGGAAUAUGCUGACUUGUGUAAAUUUAUAGAAAAGCGAAGUCAAGCUUUGGAAAAUUCUGGUAAAUUGAAUAUUGUUACUACAAAGCCAGUGUCUAAAACAAAGUCAUCGCUUAUUGUACCACCUGUGAUCAGCUGUACGUUGUGUUUAAAGGUUGGCCAUAAUAUAGACAAAUGUCCCAAAUUUUUAAAAUUGACACCUCGUGAGAGAUUUGCUUGUGUGAAGGAUAAACGACUUUGUAUUGUAUGUCUUCAUCCCUCUCAUACAGUCAAACAUUGUAAGUCUUCAGUUCACUGUGACAAAUGUAAGUAUAGGCAUCACGCGCUACUUCAUUUCCACACGUCUGCUGAUGAAGACAUUUCUCAACAAUGUAUCGAAGGGACUUCGUCGAAUAUUCCCACAGCGUUGACUGUUCCUGGAGGUCAUUCCCAAAUUUUAUUUUCGACUGCUAUGGUCUUAAUUAAAAAUAAAUUUAAUAAAUUGACCCCUAUUCGCAUACUUUUGGACAGUGCUAGUGCCUGCAAUUUUAUUACUUUGACUUGUGCUCAGAAGCUUGGACUUGACAUAAGGGACAAUGCCCAUUCUGUGAAUGGUAUUGGUACGGUAUCGGCCGAUACUCUUGGCACUGUCGAAUGUGAGAUAGUACCAUCUAAUGGUGGCUCCUCAUGUAACUUUUCGUUUAAUGCUCUCGUUUUGUCGCAAAUUUGUACUGACAUGCCGUCGGGACAAAUUGAUAUUUCCUCUUGGAAACAUAUUAGGGGAUUAGAUCUUGCUGAUCCAUUCUUCCACCAGCCUGGGCCUAUUGACAUGUUGGUCAACGCCAAUAUUCUCGCUUCGGCACUUCAACCUGGUCUUGUCAAGGGCGAGUCAGGUCAGCCUGUUGCUAUCCGCACUGUUUUCGGCUGGAUAGUAAUGGGUGAAUGUGCAAUUGAUGUUGACACUUGUCGUUCUCGUUUUCGUAAAGGUUCCUGUGUUGUGACUAAGGACUGUCUUUUAGUGUCGAGUUUGUCUUUGGACAACAGUUUAAAGAAGUUCUGGGAGUUGGAGAAUUUAGAUCCUCCUAAGCCUGUCGUUUUUUCGAAAGCUGAAUUGUCGUGUGAAACCUAUAUGGAGGCUUCUUAUUGUCGUAACCCUGAAGGUAGGAUGAUUGUCCCGUUAACCUUUGUCGACCCUCAGGAGAAGCCAAGGUUUUUAAAUUCUCGUGAGGUCGCACUUAAGCGACUUCUGAAUUUAGAAAGGAAGUUUAAAAUAAACCCUCUCUUUCGUACUGCUUAUAUUAACUUCAUGGACGAUUACCUCAAGUGUGGUCAUAUGGAAGAAGUUGAGCCGCCUCUGUCGUCUGAAGGCCACUUCUAUUAUAUCCCUCAUCACGGAGUUCUACGCCCUGACUCGGUUACCACACCCUUGCGUACGGUCUUUGACGCAAGUGCUAAGGAUGCCGCUGGCGUGUCCUUGAACGAUUCGUUGCUCCCUGGCCCUAAGUUACAGAAGAACAUUUUCGAUCUUCUGGUUAGGUUUCGUUGGCAUGCUGUAGUCUUCACCGGGGACAUCAAGCAGAUGUAUCGCCAAUUCUUGGUCGAGUUGCGAGACUGCGACUAUCAGCGCAUUCUUUGGCGAGCGUCUCCAGAGGACCCUGUGAAGGAUUUUCGCCUCCUUACCGUAACUUAUGGGGUAUCCUGCGCUCCGUACCAGGCGCUUUGGUGCAUCGCUAAGGUAGCUGAGGAAUUCUCAUCUCGUGCUCCUCAAGGUGCUGCUGUCUUGGCGAGAGAUACUUACGUAGAUGACAUUGUGUCAGGUGCAGACUCUAUUGAGAGUGCUCUACUAAUGCGCAAGGAGUUGCUGGACAUCUUGUCGUCGUCUUGUCUCCAUUUGCGGAAAUGGGCCUCCAAUAGCCCUGAAUUUUUGAAUUCUUGUCCGGACUCUGACUUAUAUUCCGACCGCCUCCGGAGUUUCGAAGAUAUAAGUGAUUUAUCGCUUAAAAUUCUGGGUCUCUCUUGGCUCCCACAAGAGGACAAAUUUACUUUUCGUACUUCAAUGGAUGAUUCACGCUGUACUAAGCGAUCUAUCCUCUCGGAUAUCGCAAAGAUUUUCGACCCUUUGGGUUUAUUAUCGCCGGUCGUAUUUUUUGCGAAAUAUCUAAUACAACUGUUGUGGUUGUCUGGAACCGAUUGGGAUAGCGAAGUUCCUGUUACUAUCGCGCAGGAGUGGCGUAGGUUUAAGUCGCAGCUAUCAUCCUUGAGCUCGCUUUCCAUUCCUCGUCGAAUGGUCGAAUCUUUUACGUCGUUGCAGCUUCACGGUUUCUGUGACGCCUCAGAAAAGGGUUAUUGUGCCGUCAUUUAUUGUCGUGUCGUUAAAAAUGACAGCACUAUCGUUGUGCGACUUUGCUGUGCGAAGUCGAAAGUGGCCCCUCUUCGUAGGUGUUCCGUUCCUCGUUUGGAGCUGCUAGCUGCUGUUUUAUUAUCGAACUUAAUCGCUUCGUUCAAAAAGGCUUUAGAUGGUUUUUAUAAUUUUGACGACAUCUGCUGUUGGUCAGAUUCAAGUGUCGCUCUGACAUGGAUCCGCUCUUGUCCAUCGAAGUGGAAAACCUUCGUGGCCAAUAGAGUCUCGGAUAUUCAGGAGAAAGUGUCCCCUCAAAACUGGUACCACGUGGCUGGUUCUGAAAAUCCAGCGGAUUGCGGUUCUCGCGGUUUACAUCCUGCUGACCUCAUCCAGAACGUAACAUGGUGGGCGGGGCCUAAUUGGCUUUCUCAACCUCAAGAGUUUUGGCCACGGUCUGAGAUACAGUUUGACCACCUUGCAUCUGAUGAACAGAAGAUUUAUAGCCUCUUUACAGCUUCUAACAUAUCGUUCGUAGAUGAAAUUCUCAAUCGAUAUUCAUCUUUUAAGCGGAUUUUAAACAUCCUAGCUUAUUGUUUUCGGUUCAAAAAUAAUUUGAAAAACUCUUCUUCGAAGGAUUUAAAAUCACAAUUGUCGCCUGAGGAAAUAAAUAAUUCAUUUCGCUUCCUCGUGAAGCAUGUCCAAGAGUGUGCCUUUGCUACAGAAAUUCGUCUGUUGUCGAAAGAUAGUUCUUCUCGUCCCUUACCUAAACCCAUGAGAAAGUUAUCUCCGUUUUUGGAUGAACAUGGGCUUUUGAGGGUGGGCGGUCGCCUAUCUAAAGGAAGGCUGACUUAUGACGUUAAACAUCAGCUAUUAUUGCCUCGUGAUCAUAGGCUCACGAAAUUAAUAGUUGAUGAUUAUCAUCAGCGCUUUAUGCACCCUGGACUGCAAACUCUCCAAAACUUGUUGGCCCAAGAAUUUUGGAUCUUGUCUUCGAAAAGAGCAAUACACUCUGUUGUGUCGCGUUGUAUAAAAUGUUUUCGCGCCCAUCCGAAAGUGGCACCACCUCCUCUUAUGGGUAAUUUGCCAGCCUUUCGUAUCAACCAGAUAAAACCAUUCUCGUCUGCUGCUGUAGAUUAUGCGGGGCCUUUUGAUGUGUGUUUGGGGUUGGAGUACAUUUAGCGUUUAAAAACUAAAAAUUGGCGCCUAUCCUUAAACUUUUUGUUUUUUAUUUCAAUACUGUGACUUUGGGACGUCUGAAAAAGGUUUUUUUUCUAAAACGUAUGGAUACUUCGCCCACAGAAGCCGCCCAAGUUGUGGCAUUGCUGGAUUCUGGCCUUAGUCAGCGUGUUGUGGCUGCAAGACUGCAUCUAAGCCUGUCAUCUGUUCAUAGAGUCUAUAAACGUUAUCGGAAGACUGGUUUGUUCACGCGCCGUUCAGGAUCUGGCAGGAAUCGGGUCACUUCUGAGCGAGAUGAUCGAUUUAUUGUAACAACUUCUUUAAGAAAUCGACGCCUUAACGCUUUUCAACUGCAGCAGCGGCUUCGUGUUGUACGAAGGGUGGCUGUAAAUGACUCUACAAUUAGAAGAAGGUUGAAGGAUCGUGGACUGGUACCGCAUAAGCCAGCAAAUGGGCCGAAAUUAACUGCAGACCAUCGAAGAGCGCGCCUUAACUUUGCACGUGAGCACCUAAAUUGGUCAUACCUACAGUGGAGCAAAGUUCUCUUUUCUGAUGAGUGUAAAAUUAUGCUGUAUGGUAACGACGGAAGGAACAAGGUCUACAGAAGAGACGGAGAACGCUAUGCACAAUGCUGCAUUGAAGAAAAGGUCAGCUAUGGUGGCGGUUCUGUAGGUAUGACCAAUUUAGGUGCUCACGUGCAAAGUUAAGGCGCGCUCUUCGAUGGUCUGCAGUUAAUUUCGGCCCAUUUGCUGGCUUAUGCGGUACCAGUCCACGAUCCUUCAACCUUCUUCUAAUUGUAGAGUCACUUACAGCCACCCUUCGUACAACACGAAGCCGCUGCUGCAGUUGAAAAGCGUUAAGGCGUCGAUUUCUUAAAGAAGUUGUUACAAUAAAUCGAUCAUCUCGCUCAGAAGUGACCCGAUUCCUGACAGAUCCUGAACGGCGCGUGAACAAACCAGUCUCCCGAUAACGUUUAUAGACUCUAUGAACAGAUGACAGGCUUAGAUGCAGUCUUGCAGCCACAACACGCUGACUAAGGCCAGAAUCCAGCAAUGCCACAACUUGGGCGGCUUCUGUGGGCGAAGUAUCCAUACGUUUUAGAAAAAAAACCUUUUUCAGACGUCCCAAAGUCACAGUAUUGAAAUAAAAAACAAAAAGUUUAAGGAUAGGCGCCAAUUUUUAGUUUUUAAACGCUAAAUGUACUCCAACCCUAAACACACAUUUGUCUCAAAACAGUGAUUCAUUUCGUUUAUAAGAUAAACAAAUGAAAUUCUAAUUUUGAAUUUAGAAUUUUCGCUUAUUACUGUAAUGGCCAAACUGCCAGCUAUACAUUUAUGUAUUUUUUUUCAUCGUAUGAAUUCUUUUUUGUGUUAAAUUCGGACAGAAACAAUGAAAACGGAAGUGUUUCGAUUUUUUUGAUGA